GUGGUUUGUAAAGUGCACUCUCGUGGAACAACGGGUGGUAGUGGCUGCUUGGAAGAGAGAGAGUGCAUUGUGCAAGGCAAACAGAAAAGUGACUUCAUUCAGUCACCCACGAAAAGCGAAGGAACAAGUGCAUUGUGUAGUGUGUUGAAAAAUGGCGGCGCAUCGGAACGCGCGAGAGUGAAGCGAUGCGGUCUCUUGUGAUCAAAUUUUUAACCCCAAAAUUCAACCAAAGUGACUGGGUGAGUGAGGCCUCAUUAACGACAACUCUUUCGCCCAAAUGACAUGGGAAUUUGCAGCAGAAGACAUUUCCUACUGACAAUAUGCACUCUGCAGCUUCUAACCACCAUAGAGCGACAAGUCUUCGACUUCCUGGGGUUUAUGUGGGUGCCGAUACUGGUCAACUUCUUCAACAUCAUUUUCGUGAUCCUGGGAUUUUUUGGAGCCUUUCAAUACCGGCCUAAGUACAUCAUAUCUUAUUGUGUAUGGAACACACUUUGGUUGGGAUGGAACAUAUUUGUAAUAUGUUUCUACGUCAGUGCAGGGAUGUUGGACAAGAAUAGUGAUAUUCUGAAUCUUGGGACUGGCAGCUUUUCGUGGUGGCAGGUAAAUGGUCCAGGCUGUAAAGCAAGUUAUGAUAUUACUGAACCAGAACUAUUUAGACCUGCGAGACCUGCCAACGUAACUGGUUGCAUUUUGGAAUACGAAGUAAUUGAAAUUUUACAUGCAUCCACCCAAUGCCUUUUAUCCAUCAUAGCAGUCGUAGGUGGAAUUUGCCUUAGUCGAGUUUUUCUCGAAGAAGACGAUAGCUUUGACUUUGUCGGAGGUGGUGACUUUGGUUUGGCAGGCCACACGGCGUUGCAUCCCAUGUACGUUAGCUACUCGGCUCUUCCACCACCUGCCUACUCUCAUAAAAAUUCUAAUCAAAACUUCUCUUCCGGCACAACUAGUUCGCAUCAGUCAACUUUUACCAAACCCAGUGAAAAGCUAAUUAGUAGCAUAGGUCGUGGUAGACAUAUUUUUCGAAACGAAACGAUCAGAAGCAAUCGAAGCAAUCAGAAUUUUGAGCACGUAGAUUAUGAGAAUGACUAUUCAAAUCCAGUGGAUCACUUGCAACGGCCUGUUUCUCCAAUAAACGAGUAUGAUUCGUUGGAAGAAGCAUCCGGAAACAAGUAUCUAAAAAAUAGAGCUAAUCAUUCUUAUUCGUCAAGAUACAGCCCAGUCGUAGCUCAAAAAUUAAAAUCGAAUCCUGUCAAUACGAAUAAGCAAAUUAAAAUUCCUAACAAGCCGAGGGUUUUCACUGAUUAUAUUCGAGAACAGCCCUUAAGGUCGUUUUAUUCUGAUCCAAGACUGGCUGUCGAACAGCAACAAAGUUUAAAUAGAAGGGAGGGUGCCAGCAGAAGUAAAAGAGAUAGCAGGCCUCUCUCUAUGUUUGCCUCUAACACUAAAAAGAAGAAGAAGAAGCAACCCCGCCCGCUCUACAGUAUCGAAUACUCUCAACCGGAGCCUCCAAUCCAGGACGAGAGUGUCUCCCCCAAGCCGAUGACUCCACGUCGGGUAAAACGACGUUCAGUAAUUUCGCGCGAUGGAACAAGACGAUCAAGUCGAAGAAGUUCAGUUCGACAAUCUCGAAGAAAAAACCCCGUGAAUCGCAUUAUGGACCACCAAGAAGGCCUAUAUGCAAAUUCUUCGAUUAGCAAUCUCACCAAUCAAAAUGUAACUUCCCUGUCUCAGGGGACUCUAAAUUACGACAGAAUUGCCAACAACUGGGACAGAGACAGACCCUUGAAUUGGCAACCUGAAGCCAUGAACUUGGCUGUUUCCUCGCCAGCUUUGUGGAAUCGGGAAUCCAAUUACACCAACAGUACAAACUUGACGAAUCAAAAUGUACCACACUGGGAUGGUAGCAGUUCGACGAGACAUUUGACAGACAACUGGCAAGGAAAUCAGUUGAAACCUAUGCAGUGGCAAGGCCAAACCGGCCAAAGCAAUCCUACUUUCCAACCAACGAGUACUCAAAAUAUAGCUGGGGAGGAUGUUGAUGAUCUUUAUGGUAAUCGACCUGCGAGUGCCAGGUCGAGUUACAGCAAUUAUCAUGGUGUUAGGGCCACUCCCCAGGUGCCUCAGAGGACUGACAUUGUGAGGCAAAGCCAGAGGCAGUUUGUCCUUAGUGGGCCUCCGGCUUAUCAGGAUACCGUGAUUUGAAAGAAAUUAGUUGUGUAAAAAGGGUACUUAAUUAUGUGUAUAAGUAUUGAGUAGUCAGUAGUUUGUAGAUUGAAGACUAGAGCUGUUCGUUUUCGAACUUUUUUUUCAAUUGAAUUUUAAUACUACUCAGCUGAAAAAUCUUUUUUCAACUGGGCAAUAUUUUCUGUUUGUUUUGUGGAUUUUAAAAUUCAACAAAAAUUUCAUAUUAGUUGAAUUUAGGAAAGUAAUUUUUGUUGAAUUUAUAUUUUGAAAAAUUGCACACAAAGAACAUGUUUUUUGGAUUGAAUAGAAAUUCACACUUUUUGUAAAAGUUGAAUAUGUCGAAUCUGGCGUAUCUUCAGCUUUAAACGAAGAAAUGUGCUAUUAUUCUGCUUUCAUAGAAAAAAAUUAUUUCGUUGUGUUUAGAAAGAAAAAAGAGGGUUAAAUGUACUAUUUUUGAACGCUUUAAACAUCACGAAAACUUUUUUUCUUAUAUAAAAACAAAAUAAUAAUAUAUGUGUUAAUUUCAAGUUAAAGACAUUUUCGGUUGGUAAUGCAGGGCUGCUACAAAACCUGAAUGGUCUGAAAAGUUAUGCAAUUUUCAAAAAGUGACUGGAACUUUUAUAAUCGUCUCUAUUUCAAAGUCAUAAUAAUUUAGUAUUUUUAUAGCGAAUUCUACAUUUGAAAAGUGAAAAAAUAAGGCCUAUAUCAUACAAAGUGUAAGAAUUAAUUGAAAAAAAUGGAAGAUUCAAUUAAAAAAGGAACUGGAAAAUUUUGAAGAAGAAAUUCGUGAACUGAUUAAAU
Molecule: messenger RNA, 2985 nt
Organism: Belonocnema kinseyi
Lineage: Eukaryota; Metazoa; Arthropoda; Insecta; Hymenoptera; Cynipidae
Gene: NKAIN
Product: sodium/potassium-transporting ATPase subunit beta-1-interacting protein
Exons: 7
Coding region: 283-2202 (639 amino acids)
Biological process (GO): regulation of sodium ion transport
Source: RefSeq, a predicted model, not a curated record